GAACAUGAGCCAAAAAAACCUAUUGUUAAGCUGUCCUUAGUAGAUCGUGUAUAUAAUCAUGUAAAACACUAUUCUAUACCGUAGAUAACACAAUUUAUAUGAUAAGAGUUUGAAAUAGGAUGCAAGAGCUGCCUCAUGCUCUCAUUUUGCCUAGCAAUAGCCAAAAAAAAUUUCGUUCGUGUGCACGCCGAUUUUCAAAGAAAAUAAAAAAGCGAGGGUAAGGAAACUCAGAUUAGGUUAUAUUUGGAUAAUCUAGUAUUAACUUCAACUAUCAACGCAUGUGAAUUGAGGUCAUACAGCGUAAAGAUUCUCCGCUCCCCGGCCGCAAAUCCCCCACUGGCCAGUGGCCACCACCACCGCCUCGAUUCGCCACGUUUGGUUCUGCUGAGGUCGGGAUUUGGUGUGCCGAGCUAUUCCUUGCUCAAUUGGAUCUCCUCCGCGCGAUUCGAUUCGAUUCGAUUCGGUUCGGUUCGUUCCAAUCGGGGUUUUGCUACUUCCGCUGCCACCGGUGUGCUCCGAGCUGCUCAAGCUGCGCGCCGGAUACCUGGCUGCUCGAUCUGAUUCGGUCUCCAACACCAGCCCCCUCCGCGGCCGCCGCUCCCCGCUGACCCCGGCGCCAUUUCGACCCGCGCGGCCGAUCCUUGGAUGGUUCCGAUCAAUCGGGACCAAGAGACCCAAGGCUUCAUCAGCUCACCCGGCCCCCGGCGGCGGUCGAUCCAUGGCCGGGGAGAAAGCGCCGCGCGCGUUCCCCAUCGAGGAGCUUCCAGGCCACCUCAUCGGGGAGGUCCUGACCUCGGGCGGGCUCGCGGCCGCCGACCUCGCCAGGCUCGAGGCCACCUGCCGCGCGCUCAGGCCGCUCGCCGAAUACGCCGCGUCCAAGCUCUGCGCCGCGCGGGCGGCGUUCGCGGCUAUGGGGCCCGCCGCGCGUGGGGGGCUGCUAGAGAGGUGCGGGGGAAGCUGGAAGAAGGUGCUCAGGUUCCUGCAGUCCGUCGAGCAGUCGUCAGGCACGGUCGAGACCACAUCGGGCAGCAUGCAAGUAGCCACAGGAAGAUAUCACACACUUUUGGUCCAUGACUCUUCUGUCUAUUCUUGUGGGUCCAGCUUGUGUGGUGUGCUAGGUCAUGGCCCAGAUACUACACAGUGUGCGGCAUUCAGUCGGGUUUCCUUCCCAUCACUUUCUUGUGUUAUAAACAUCUCUGCUUCACACAACCAUGCUGCUUUUGUUUUGGAAUCUGGGGAGGUUUUCACCUGUGGUGAUAACUCAUCAUUAUGCUGUGGUCAUGGCGAAGUGGGAAGAACUAUAUUUCGACCAAUGCAAGUAGAAGCGCUUAAAGGGAUUCCCUGCAAGCAGGUUGCUACUGGUCUAAGUUUUACUGUGAUUCUUACUAGGGAUGGACAAGUAUAUACUUGUGGAAGUAAUACGCAUGGCCAACUUGGUCAUGGUGACACCAUAGACAGGGCCACUCCAAAGCUUAUUGAAUUGUUUGAAGGCUCCACUCCGGUGGUGCAGAUUGCAGCCGGUGCAAGCUACACGUUUGCUGUAACAGAUGAUGGAACAGUUCAUUCCUUUGGGUCUUGUACUAAUUUCUGCCUUGGACAUGGGGAUCAGCAUGAUGAACUUCUUCCACGUGCAAUCCAAUCAUUUAAGUGGAGAAACAUUCAUGUAGUCCGUGUUUCUGCUGGAGAUGAGCAUGCCGUGGCUCUUGAUGCACUAGGAUAUGUUUAUACAUGGGGCAAAGGAUACUGUGGAGCCUUAGGCCAUGGUGAUGAGAAUGAUAAAACUAGCCCAGAAUUGAUCAGCAGCUUGAAGGGCCAAGUUGCUGUGCAGGUAUGUGCAAGGAAGAGAAAGACAUUUGUUCUCACGGACAAGGGCUCAGUUGUUGCAUUUGGAUGGAUGGGCUUUGGGAGCUUAGGGUUUCCCGACCGAGGACCGUUGGACAAAGUAAUGAGGCCCCGCGCUCUUGAGAGCCUGCAGGAUCACUACGUCUCCCAAAUAAGCACCGGACUGUACCACACUGUUGCAGUGACAAGUAAGGGCAUUGUGUUCGGGUUUGGGGACAAUGAGAGAGCCCAACUUGGGCAGGAGUACAUUCGUGGGUGCUUAAAACCUACUGAGAUAAUGUUCCAAAAGAGCAUGGAAGACAUACCGAUUGCGGCGCCUAGUGGUUGACUUGAAUGCCAUCAUUUUGGACACUGUUGCCUACAUGUGUUGUAUUUAUAUCGGAAUUCUUGUCGGCAAGUGUAUUUUAUACUUCGUGCUUUGUGAGUAAUCUGGGUGAACGGGGGAAAGACGGAAGUGGUUGGAAUUGGAGGACAGUGUUGUGUAGCCAAAGAAGCAUAUAGUUUAGUAACGUGUAAUGUAUCGAAUAAUUCAACCCACCAUUUUUCUUCUGUACAAAAUUUAUUGGUGUGUUUGUAUUUUUUUCUCUCUUGUCCCCUUCAUGUUUUCUUGGUUCUGUGCUAGCAACUGUUGAGUAAA
Zea mays is the source of this 2479-nucleotide messenger RNA. Its product is annotated as ultraviolet-B receptor UVR8. The transcript has 6 exons. The coding region runs from base 719 to 2170 and encodes 483 amino acids. The record is from RefSeq and is a predicted model, not a curated record. Lineage: Eukaryota; Viridiplantae; Streptophyta; Magnoliopsida; Poales; Poaceae.